This is a messenger RNA of Styela clava, 885 nucleotides long. RefSeq lists its product as uncharacterized. Lineage: Eukaryota; Metazoa; Chordata; Ascidiacea; Stolidobranchia; Styelidae. The record is from RefSeq and is a predicted model, not a curated record.
AAGAUUUGAGGUGAUCUCCCCUGGCUGUUGUGCAUAGCUACUCAUCAUUAUAGAAUUGUAAAACAACGAAACUUAUAAUUUCGUAGCAGUUCUCCAGAAAGGUACAUAAGAUGGAUUUCAAGACGGUAGAAAUCAGUCUGAAUGAAUUUGCGAAACUUGAAGGGUUAACAACGCACAAUAUAAAAAAUUUCCGCCUAGGCAACUUUGAAGAAAUAUAAUGUCUAAAGUAACAUGUAUGAUCCAUCUGCUUUUUCUUGCAAUCGUGGCGGUCUCUGUCAAAGACGUUACAUGUUGGGAUCCCUAUUCAGAUGAAUCAUUGCUUUUUGGCUGUCACAUAAAGAAAGAAAGCAAAAUCGCUUUAAACCUGAACUCGUUCGAACCAAAGUUGGAAAUAAAAGUUGAAUGCAAAGAAGGGAUCGAAUUUACUACUUUCAUGUGUCUGCAGUUUUGCUACGAUCCAGUCAAUCAAAAUUCACCAAGGUUGCUUCCAGGCAAAAUCCUCAGAAACAAAGAUUUGUUUGAGCAAAAAACUUUUAAUACAACGACUCAAAAACAGAGAAGAAUAAAAGUGACAUAUGGAUGUAGAUGUGUAUUGGAAAAUAAAUAGGAUUUGAAGACCGAUUAACAUUGUACAAUAAUACGUCGUUAUUUAUGACUGAUGUCCUAUUUAUUUAUUUAUUUAUUGUAAGAGUAAUUAAUUUAUUGUCAUAUUUAUAACAUUUGCCAACUACAUUAUUUACUAUUUUUCUACUCAAACAAUCAUGUUUCUUCACUAUUAUUUAUUUUUUGCUUAUGCAAUAAAUAUAGUUAUUUAUUGCUGAAUAUUAGUUAUAUAGUCCGCCAUAAUCACAAUUUCAUAUUAGAUUAACCACAUAGACUAUGUGA